AUGGAUAGGUACGGACACAUAGCUCAUAAAGAAGGCAAUGUUUGUUAUUACAUACCAAGACUGUUCAACUACAACGACUAUUAUAAUGGGUUAGAAGACGUAAGAAUGUUUAUUGGCGACUUGAAAGACCAGAUGAGAUCUUCUCCAUUUGUUUGCCAAAACUAUUAUGAUGAGCGGCUAUCGAUAUUAUUCUGGAAAAACCAUCCUUUGCAACAAAUACAUCUUCUCGGGUGCAUCGUUGGGCUCCAGUAUAAAUGGAUCGGCCAGCAGGAAUACAUUUUCUUUCAACUAGAUGACUGUACAUCGGGCUCCACAUCAGAGAGUUUCAGUGAUGACGCAAAGUUUUUAACUUGCAAAGUUACCAAGGAUGUCAUUAUGUCAUGUGGGCUGAAGAUAACUGAUUUGGCAGGUUUAACUCUCCACAUUUAUGGGAGAGUAAGUUUAAACUAUCAGGAGUUGCAAGUUGAGUAUAUGAAAGUGUGUUACACUUUAACGGAAGAGAUAGAGCACUGGAAAAUGACAAUGAAUACGCGUGAGAAGCUUAAUAAUACGUGGUCCCUAAGCGACUCUGUUGUAGCAGAACUAUUCACGCAGGAGCAAGAGUUGACGCCUGAGAAGACCCGGUCCGAGAUGGCGGAACAGAAUUUUGUUAACUUGGGAUACAAGACUCCUGAAAGUAAAAGAAAUAAAACCACUUUCAUCGAGCAACUGCAAGAAGAACGUAUAAAGGAUGAAUUGGAAAUUACAAGCCCGUAUAACAGCACCAACACUUCAAAUAGCGUUCAUUCUUUAUCGUUUCAAUUUGUAUCAUCGCUCAAAGAUUUACCUGACGUGGAUUUCAUGAACUCUUCUAACCAGAUCGAAAAUGAUGGCGAAAACUCUUUGAAUGUAGUAGGAUCCAAAAGCAUGAAUCCUCCAGUGACGGUAUCAAAUAAGGCAUCUGCAAAGUCAAGCAUGAUGCUAAUCUUAUCAGAACUACGAAUGAAAGAGAUUUCUAGCUUCGAUCUUUACCAGUUACAGGAGGUAAGGAGAGUGGUCGCUAGUUUAGCCUUGUUUCAAUUUCAGCAGCAAAAUUUAGGCAUCAUCAAAUCUUUCACUACUCUAGAGAAUGAAGCAUUCCAGAACUUGAUUGACAACCUUGUCAAGCUGGGUUUGGUCAACUUGAGCGAUAUCAAAAAUAAUGUACUAGACUUGCUACCCUUGAGAAAACUUUUCGAUUACGCUCAGAAAAGGAUAUCAGUACUAGUGAAGCUACAAUGCUAUACCGGUACUAUCGAGCUGUAUCAUGUUCAAGAAAAGCUACAUCUGCCGGAUAUAACGAUAAGUGGUAUCAUCGAUGUCUUCAAAGAAUGCCUCAAACAGACAACAAAACAGUAUCCACAAACGCUGAAGAGCUGGUGGAUUGAUCUAAAUGGCAAGGGAGAACUGAAGGGUCAGAAUAAUGGAAUUUUACUGCAUUUGGAAUAUGUCACGAACUCAUGA
This is a messenger RNA of Saccharomyces eubayanus, 1482 nucleotides long. It is a transcript of the gene STN1, whose product is annotated as Stn1p. The transcript has a single exon. The coding region runs from base 1 to 1482 and encodes 493 amino acids. Gene Ontology annotation, biological process: telomere capping. Gene Ontology annotation, cellular component: CST complex. Lineage: Eukaryota; Fungi; Ascomycota; Saccharomycetes; Saccharomycetales; Saccharomycetaceae. The record is from RefSeq and is a predicted model, not a curated record.